Messenger RNA from Dothidotthia symphoricarpi CBS 119687, 2580 nucleotides. RefSeq lists its product as uncharacterized. Lineage: Eukaryota; Fungi; Ascomycota; Dothideomycetes; Pleosporales; Dothidotthiaceae. Gene Ontology annotation, molecular function: calcium ion binding; NADH dehydrogenase activity. The record is from RefSeq and is a predicted model, not a curated record. The coding region runs from base 157 to 2241 and encodes 694 amino acids. The transcript has 2 exons.
CAGGGAAACAUUUCUCAGCUGCCUUUCUUCAUUCCUCUGCUGAGCCUCUUUGUAUCAAGUACCCAUGAUAUAACUCAUUUACGACUGCCAUUGUUCGAUCAAUUGGCCUCUUUUCUUUAGACACCUACCUCGUAGCCACAGCAUCGAGCUCUCGUGAUGCUCCCACGACAAGCCGCAUCGCUAUCGCGCGCCUACAACACCACUUCCAGAGCUUCUCUGCUAUGUAGGACGCUGCCCCGAACCUCGAACCUCCAAACGCGCGCAUUCCUCGGCAGCCAUGCAGGCCUCACAACUGCUGCGAAACGCGCCCGCCCCAGCGCUCAGCUGGCGAGCUCAGCUGCCCUGCAAACGCCCCACCUGAACCGAUGCGGCUCAACAAUACGAUUUGCAUCGACCAAGCCGGCGCCCGCUCGCGGUUCACGGCUGAUACGGCUUGCAUACAGGACGUCGGCUGCUCUGGGCAUUUUUGUCGCCAUUGGUGGUACUCUGGUCAUCGCCUUCUUCAUCUAUGAUGCAUCCACGUACGACGAGGGGCCAGUCGCGACAAGUCUCUCCGUAUCAGAGCUGGCACUGAACCCCAAGAAAGGCGGACCAAAGAACCUGCCCAUCGCUGAGCACUUUGUCGACGAUGAUGAUUGUCCAGAGAACAGGGCGGUAAAGCACAAGCCAAAGCUGGUCAUUUUGGGCACAGGCUGGGGGAGCGUAGCCCUAUUGAAGCAGUUGAACCCUGAUGAAUACCACGUCACGGUCAUCUCGCCCUCAAAUAAUUUCUUGUUCACGCCUAUGCUGCCGUCUGCCACCGUUGGCACACUCGAGUUGCGGUCGCUUGUGGAACCCGUCAGGAGGAUCGUGCGGAGGGUGCGUGGGCACUUCCUCAAGGCCAAAGCUGAGAAUGUUGAGUUCUCGGAGAAACUUAUCGAGUGUUCGGCCUUGGGCGCCAACGGCGAGGAACAGCGCUUCUACGUACCAUACGACAAACUCGUUGUCGGCGUUGGUUCCGUCACAAAUCCUCACGGCGUUAAGGGCUUGGAGCACUGCCACUUCCUGAAGGACAUCAGCGAUGCCCGAUUGAUCCGUAAUGCGGUCGUUCGGAACCUCGAGAGCGCCUGUCUGCCGACGACCACCGACGAGGAGCGACGGAGACUUUUGUCGUUUGUGGUCUGUGGUGGUGGACCAACUGGUGUCGAGUUUGCGGCUGAGCUGUUCGACAUGUUGAACGAGGACAUGUGCAAGUCUUUCCCCAGGAUUUUGCGCAACGAGAUCUCCGUUCACGUCAUCCAGUCUCGAAGUCACAUCCUGAACACCUACGACGAGAAUUUGUCUGAGUAUGCCGAGAAACGAUUCGCACACGACCAGGUCGAUGUGCAGAUCAAUGCCCGUGUCAAGGAAGUCUUGUCCGACCGAAUUCAGUACUCCCAGAAAGAUGAAGAGAGCGGGAAGAUCGUCACCAAGGAGAUCCCCAUGGGCUUUUGUCUUUGGUCAACGGGUGUUGCACAAACCGACUUCUGCAAAACGCUCGCAGCGAAACUCGACGGCCAGAACAACAAACACGCCCUCGAGACCGACACACAUCUUCGCCUCAACGGUUCCCCACUAGGCGACGUAUACGCCAUCGGCGACUGUUCAACCGUACAAAACAACGUAUCUGAUCACAUCGUGAACUUUCUCCGUACAACAGCGUGGGAGAAGGGCAAGGACCCGGAGACGCUACAAAUCUCGUUCGCGGACUGGCGCGGCGUCGCGAAACGCGUAAAGCAGCGCUUCCCCCAAGCAGCCAACCAUCUCCGUCGCCUAGACAAGCUAUUCGAAGAAUACGACAAGGACAAGUCCGGCACCCUCGACUUUGGUGAACUGCGCGAACUCCUCUUCCAAAUCGACUCGAAACUAACCUCGCUGCCCGCCACCGCGCAACGCGCUCACCAGCAGGGCCAAUACCUCGGCCGCAAAUUCAACAAGAUGGCACAGAUGGCUCCUGGCAUGGCGCUCAAUGAAAUCGACUACGGUGACAUCGACGAAGCAGUCUACAAGGCCUUUGAGUACACGCACCUCGGCAGUCUGGCGUACGUGGGCAAUGCGGCCAUCUUCGACAUCAACGGAUACAGUUUCAGCGGCGGGCUGUUGGCUGUGUACGCGUGGAGGAGUGUGUACUUUGCGCAGAGUGUCAGCUUCAGAACGAGGUGUUUGCUCGCCAUGGACUGGAGUAAGCGGGCACUUUUUGGAAGAGAUAUCAUGAACUUUUGAGCGAAUGGUGCAGUGGAAUUGGUCAUUUGUUGCUGCGUGACCCGUUAUUGAGGCCCCGGCAUGUAGACUUCUUUGUGUAUACCUAUAAAUGCUACUACGUACUCUCUGUUACUACAAAUAGCAUACCCAACGACGUGAGCUACGUACAAUCCUGCUUGCACUCUCAGUUUACAAGGGGCAGCGUUAUCAGAUGUCGCCGUUAAGGUAACAUAUGCAGCAAAAAAGCGGGUGUCUAAGCGACAUAUCUUAGAAGUGAACAUCAAUCAACUCAACACAUGUGCAGAGAUCAUCUGAGAGACAAGAUUAUAUUUUUCAUGAUCCAUUGCACAUCAUAGUAAG